AGCACACCUACCGGUGACUCCAUGGCAACCGCUUGAGUUGACAUAGAUAAUGGCAGAGAUCAUCUAUACUAAGAAAUCAUUUUUGCAGAAAAUGUGUGAAGAGUUUGAGGCCGAACAGCGCAGCGGCCCCAGCCCUGCGUGGACAGAGGCCAGCUCUGUGAGCACCCAGCUCUCCCGGUACAGCGUACUUGUGGAUGAUGAUCCUCUCAGAGACUUUGAGCCCGAUGUUUGCUGUGCUCUCCCUGGGUACUCUGCAUUAGAAGGACCUCAUCCGUCACAGCAGAAUCGCCCCCCAACCGCUGAAACUACACUUUUUCCCCAAGUCCCUGAAAAUCCUGUCACGCGUUUCUUGGAGAAGAAAGUGUUUCCAGUGUUGGUGCCUGGACUGGAGGCUUUGCUAAGAGAAGCCCAGAAAAAUGGCUGCUUUAAGAGGAAAAUAACAGCGUUUAACCCAUGUGACUUUCUGACUGAGUGGCUCUACAACCAUAACCCUCACAGGAGUGGACAGGAACCAGUGAACUUUCAUGACAUCCCCUUUGUCAAGGACUGGCUUGGGAAGCAUCCCAGGCCUCCCACCCCUCUGUUUCUACGGCUUACUGAGUGCGAGGCUGCUCUGCUCAUCCAGGCUUUUUGGAGGGGAUACAAGAUCAGGGCACAGCCAGAUGUUCAGGAGAUGCGCCAGUGGCAGAAAAAACUGAGAGAGACCCGUGACAUUGCCAAAACUGUCAAGCAGUUCUGGGCGAAACAAGAGAGACGAGUGGGUUCGGCUAUGACAGAUCUUCCAGAAAGCCCCCAGCCUGGAAACAAUGUGUCCAUCCAGGUGGUUUCCCCCACUCCCCAGAGCACCGCGGUCCAAACACCCACCACCCGUAUGAGCCCACAGCCUGGGUCUCCAUCGCUACUAGGAACACACAACCUGAGCUACCCUGGUGGGACUUGGUAACUGGAAACAUUAGCUUUGUAUAAAAGCUUUUUUUCUGCUGUUUAAAGACUAUUAAACUCUGUUAGGCUGAUGUCAAAUUGACCUAAAGUGAUCAGUCAAACAAGCCCUGUUUAAAAAAGAAAAGAAUAAAAAAGAUGCCUAUAACCAAUUUGAUAUGGCCAGGCCAGGAUUUAUGGUCUGAGAUCCAUGUCUAAUUAGUUUAUUGCUUUCAUUGCCUUUUUGAUGGAUCACUUCCCUUCACGAGUCUCACCCAGCCAAUGAACACCAUAUAGCACAGUUCACAUAUUAUACUGUCAGGAGUGAAACCUCUUGUAACGGGCGUCAUAAUUUCUCUCUCCGCACCUCUGGAUGACAGCUCAGUGGAAGAUAACCACAUUUCCUUGAUCUGUCUUUUCCUCUUUCCUUAGCAAUAGACAUCACUCCACAAAAGAGGUCAUAGCAUUUCCAUUCAAGCCAGAAAUUGAGGCCAGAGUCAAAGGUGGCUGGGCACACGGUGCACCGCUUUAUAUCCUGUUUAUCAGGAAAGGAAAUGACACUGUUAGAGAAACUGAGAAUAAAAGAGAAUUGGAAAAACAUCACUUAGAUCACUGGUUUGUAUUUGGCAACUAUC
Messenger RNA from Oreochromis aureus, 1553 nucleotides. RefSeq names its product IQ motif containing K (gene iqck). Gene Ontology annotation, molecular function: protein binding. The transcript has 10 exons. The record is from RefSeq and is a predicted model, not a curated record. NCBI's taxonomy places the organism in Eukaryota, Metazoa, Chordata, Actinopteri, Cichliformes, Cichlidae. The coding region runs from base 50 to 943 and encodes 297 amino acids.